AUGAUUCAUCCAUUACUUAAUUUAUAUUGUCGAAGUCUUUCAUUAAAUAAGUCCUGGCUCGAGCUUCAAUAUCAUGAUCUUAAUGAAAAAUUUAUAAAAAUGCCACACGAAUUAGAAAAUGACAUGAAACAACCACGAAGUCCACUCAAUGAAAAGAUAUUAGACCGAGUCCAUGGGUCUAUGAUCGGAAUGACAAUAGGUGAUGCUCUUGGUGCACACGUACAAUUUCGACCCCAUCAAUAUUUGGUUGAAAAGCCUGUUACUGAUUUUCAAGCAGGAGGAACGUGGGGUCUUAAGAAAAGACAGGUAUUAUAA
Rotaria sp. Silwood1 is the source of this 315-nucleotide messenger RNA. The record is from the annotation of a GenBank genome assembly. Lineage: Eukaryota; Metazoa; Rotifera; Eurotatoria; Philodinida; Philodinidae.